Molecule: messenger RNA, 5953 nt
Organism: Pangasianodon hypophthalmus (striped catfish)
Lineage: Eukaryota; Metazoa; Chordata; Actinopteri; Siluriformes; Pangasiidae
Gene: tns1a
Product: tensin 1a
Exons: 19
Coding region: 848-3889 (1013 amino acids)
Biological process (GO): fibroblast migration
Molecular function (GO): protein binding
Source: RefSeq, a predicted model, not a curated record
AUUCUGUGGCAGAGGGAAGGCGAGUUAGAGAGAGACAGAGACUGUGAACGAGUGCUUCAGAGAGAGCUUCAGAAGUCUUCAAAAAAGCAGUCAGAGAAGUGACAGUGGAUUCAUGGACACACAUAAUGAUAUCACAAGGAAGUCACAGAGACAGGCUAAGCUUUGAGGAAAGGCAUUACUCAAACACAAGACCCACUUGACAGGAUCCUCUACACUAGGGUGCACAAGAAAGACUCACAGAGUACUGUCAACGGUGUCGAAGACAGCAUCCAUGGUCCCUCUGUGGUUGACCAUGUUGUGCCAGCUACCAGUCACACCCUUCCUCUCCCUGUAGCUAAUCAUCCACCACCAGCUGCCAAUCAUGCUCUGUCAGUGAGCAGUGACUCAGGCAACUCUACAGUUUCUGUCAAGACUUACCACACAGAUGAUGCUCAGCAAUCCCUGAUAUUGUCUGGUCCUGUAAGCCACCCUGUACCCGAUGGCUUAAUCAGCCCCUGUGAGAAAUGGGAGCUUGAGCAGUUGCUGAGUGGACUAGAGGGCCAGUCACUCCUCUUUCACCAGGGCUUCAUCCCAGCAGUCAACACUAGUCCUGAAGCAGGCAUACGGCACCUUGUGCCUGCCCAGGUCCACAUAAACACUCAAAUUGGCAGUGAGCGGGAGGCAGAUAUCCUUAAUGAUGAGUGACCAGUCAGCCAAGUAGGUGACGACGGUGUUGACAGCCUUGGAACUAUCUUGUCUUUUUUAGUGCCAGGAUCUUCCAGCAGAUAACCAGCCUGAAAACAAGUUGACAGUAAUUGAGGUUGACGGACAGGAAGGACUGCCAAAGCCAGCACUGAGUAGGAAAGUGAUGUCUGUACACCAGGGGAGAGGCUUAUUCUCGAUCCAGGAGUGUCUAGUGGACUACAGUGGGCAGAACAGAGGGAUGUAUCGCUCACAGUCCUAUGGUGUGCCUGUGCUGGAUGGCGAUACUCGGUAUCUGCCACAGACACCUGAGCGCAGCACCAGCAGCAGAGAGGCAGUGCAACGUGGCCUUAAUGCUUGGCACCAGUAUGGGCUAAUGGAUGACCCCUUCUUUGGUGCCAAUACCAGUCCGCCUUGCUUUCCUCCCCACAGUGGGGCUUCACAGCAGGAAGUGGAACAGUCCAUAGAGGCCCUUGACAUACUCAUGUUGGCCUUGGAGCCACAUAGCCCAAUGCCCAAGUCUCACAGUGCACUACCCAGGGAGAACAACUCUGCCUUCCAGCCAUUUUGCCAGACCAUAGAGAGGCCCUCCUACCAGGCAGACCAGGCCAUCCACAAUUAUACAAACAGACAUCUUCCCUCUACAUCAGCCAGCUUUGGCCAGUCCUCUCAAAGGUCAUCUCCUGCCUGCACAAUGACCCCACCAGCCGACAUUCACCAGAGGCACUUCCAGACUCCCCACUCUCCCUCACCCACCUACCAGAAAGACCCAUGCAGAAUGCAAGAAGUCUCAGUUAAGACCCCACCCCCAACAAUACCCUUGCCAUCGCCAAUCAAGCCCCAGACUGUUUACCCAGGAGGUGGAGUAAUGUUUAACAAUCCAGAACUUCAGAGUUCAUCCCCAUAUCCAGUCAACCAGGGGAAUUACACCAUAUUCUCAUCCCCCUUGCCCACCAUUACCCCUGCUAAGGAACCUGAGCCUGCAGCUGAGGAGGAAAGUCUAAAUCUUGAAGGACUAGUGGCUCACCGUGUAGCAGAGUACAACGCUCGCAUCCGUGGCAUCUCCAAGAGCAUGUCCAACCAGCUUGAACGUCAUCACUCCUAUUCUUUUUCUGGAUCACAUUCAUUCAUGUCAACACCAGAUGAGACUGCUUCCAGCACUCGCUGUUGCACAAGCAGUGAGGGCCAGUACAAUAACAGUCAUGAAGAGAGCUCUGCUCAUGGCAAUGGUUCUCCACAACACUGUGCUUCUCCAAAGUUUGUCAACACUAUCGACAUGAAUCCUGGAGGACAACCUAGAGAGGGACACAUGCGUAGCUACAGGGAGGCCUUUGAGGAGGUGGAGUCAGUAUUACCUAACCCCAUCCCCAGCAGUGGCAGUGAGACACACCCACUGAUACCUGACUUCCCUGUCUUACCCACCACCUCGCCACAGACCCCAUACAUCAACCUGUGUCGCUCACCUGGUCUGAAUAAAACUCUUCUAUCUAGCCAGGAUCCAAAGUCACCCAACCCAUCUGAGGUUCUGUUUCAGCAUAGCAUCUCAGAUUCUGAUUCUAGUGAUGAUUUAGAAGAACCACAAGGGUAUAUGAGCUCUGUGGAUCGAGGAAGGGGGGUUGUGUCUCCACUACACUGUUCCAACUUGCCUACUGUCCUAAAUAGAGCGGUUCCCUUUUCACAAAGCUUCACUCCUCCGCAGCUGACCAGCAGAACCAUCUCCAAUCCUGAUGGUGAACCUGUCACUGCCCCACUUUUUCCGGACCCUAUGGGCUACCUCAACCCAGAGGAGGCCACUGUGAACGUCAUGGGUGUGCACCGUGUCCCUGGCAGCCCCAACACACUCCAUCGUACAGUUGCCACAAACACACCUCCGAGCCCGGCCCUUCAGCGAAGGCAAUGCAGCCCAGGAAUGGGAUGCCAGAAUAUGGCCAAUGAAAGAAGCAGUGAACUCAGCAUGCCAAACAACCAUCUGUUGGCACACAGUGGCAAAUCAGUUCUUCCUGUGAGUCCUGUGCUGAGCCGACACACUUCUGCUGCUGUGACCACUGCUCAAAACCCCACACUGAGACACAAUGCAACUGAUGACAGGCAGGGGGCACAGUCUAGGCAGAGUCUAUCCUCUAUGGGCCCUCAAACACCACUCAUUCCCCUGGAGCAACCAGCAAGGAAGAGGGAGGCAAGGGUAGAGAAAGCCUUAUCAGAUAGCACUCAGAAUAGCACAUCUCCAUCCCCGAUGGCUGCAUCUACACCCAGUCCUGCCCCAUGUGCCCCACAAGAGCCUGGAAUUGUCUCCAUCUAUGCAGAUGUUCCUCCAGAUAUCACAUUCAAUGUCAAGUUUUUUCAAGAUACAUCCAAGUUUUGGUACAAACCAGACAUCUCAAGGGAGCAAGCCAUUAGUCUGCUGAAAGAUCGUGAGCCGGGAGCAUUUGUAAUCCGUGACAGCCACUCAUUCCUAGGAGCAUAUGGCCUGGCCAUGAAAGUGGCUUGUCCACCUCCAACAUUACAAAAGAAUAAGAAAGGACCUGGUGACAUGGCAAAUGAGUUGGUACGACACUUUCUGAUCGAAACAACCCCCAAAGGUGUCAGACUAAAAGGCUCUCCCAAUGAACCAUACUUUGGCUGUCUGUCUGCACUGGUGUACCAACAUUCAAUCACACCCCUGGCUUUGCCAUGCAAACUUAUGAUCCCCACCAUAGAUCUGAAUGAAGAGGCUUUAGAGUUGGCCACAUCAAGAAGUUCUGCAACUGAUCAUCCGAAACAAGGAGCAAGGCCAACAAAGUCUCCUGAAGAUUCUCAUGCAUGUAAUGUUCUAUACAUAAAUUCAGUGGAUAUGGAGUCCCUAACUGGCCCACAGGCUGUGGCCAAAGCCAUCAGCAAGACAGUAGCUGCAAAGCCAACUCCUGAUGCAACUGUUGUCCACUUCAAAGUGUCUUUGGAGGGUAUCACUCUCACAGACAAUCAGAGGAAGAUCUUCUUUCGUCAUUAUUUUCCUAUUAAAACAGUCACAUACUGCAGCAUAGACCCGGAAGAACGUAUGUGGAAAAAGGAAGAUGGAGGUUCUGCUAAGAUGUUUGGUUUUGUCGCCCGAAAACAUGGAAGCACAACUGAUAAUGUGAGUCACCUGUUUGCUGAGCUUGUACCCAACCAGCCUGCUACAGCCAUUGUCAACUUUGUUUCCAAAGCCAUGCUUAAUUCCCAGAAGAUCUGAAAAAGUAUCCUCACAGCCAUCUUGAAUUUCAACUUGUGAGUGUGUAUUUCUCCCUGCCAAAGACAGUUUUGUUAUUCGUUUCCUUCCUGUCAGUGUGGAGAAAAUUGUUUAUUUGCUUCAACUGAAAAACACAUGGUGGUUAGUUCUUUACUCUGGUUACACUGUAAAGAUUUGGGGUAAUUUUUGCUGUUAGAAGCUCCAAAAUGUAACCUGAAAGAUAACUAAGCUUGGUGUUGUGUUUUUGUUUUGUUUGUUUGCAUUUUUGUUUUUAUUUUCUUGUGCAAAUCUUCAGUUACAACCCCUCAUCAGACCAAAAGCAACAUAGGAAAAAAUCAACUGUGGUUGAACACUGCCAAUAAUAAUCACCUUUCCCAGGCCUGAUGAGUCUGUCACUAAGUUGAGAGUUUCAAUGGACAUUGGGCUACUAAUUGCAUUGCCUUCAGCUGAUCCUACUUGAGGUUUGUUGCUGAUGGACAGUGACAUAUAUCAUGAGGAUCAUUUAAAAACUCUCUGGAUGAGUGCACAACAAGCUGCAUGUGGUAGUAGACCAUUAGCGCUUGUGUUCUGUGCACAAAGUUCUAUGCUCAGAAUCUCACACUCUAUCCUUUGGCUUCUGCACAAGUGAGAGACAAAAUACUUUGAGGACACUCGUCAUCAUGACACACUGCUCAGCUGCAUGUGUAGCUCUAUUUAUUUAUAUUUAUUAUUUAGUACUUCUCUUAAAUGAAAAAAGGUCAAAAAAUAAUGUUUUGUGUCCCUUUUAAGUAGCCACUAAGGGGGGAAAAUGCUGUGCUGAUAUCAUUUGUGUCCUUCUCAACUCAGAGUUUUAUUUAGCUGUAACAAAAUAGAAAAAUUUUUUUUUUCAAUCACAGGAUAAUUUCUCAAAUCAUAAUUUCACAUUUACAUUUAUUGCAUUUGGCAGACGCCUUUAUCUAGAGCGACUUACAGAAGUGCUUCGAAGUCUCUAUCAAUAAAUACAUCCUGGUUCACUAGUUCAUGGACUAAGAAUACCAUCAGUCUAAAAACUCUGUUGGGAAGGUAAUGUAAUAGGAGUAGUUUAAGUGCUAAUUUAAGUACAUCAUAACAUUGUUAAAGUCCACUGUUAAGGUCCACUCACACUGUCAGUACCUCAUAUUAACAGAUAAUAAGUAUGAAAAGGAAUAUUAAUAGAUAUGUAUGUUUUACUAUAAACAGAUAACAAUGAAAUAUUUAUUUUGUUGCUAUGUUUAGAAAUGAAAAAAAAUGCAAUACACUGUUUGCCAAAGAAAUACAAAAGUUGUUGUAAUGUAAUUUAGCCUUCUGCAAUGUCAAGUGACAUUGCUUAUGCUGUUUUUUUCUUUUACUCCAUAGAUUAUCAUAAAGCACUUGUGGAUUUAUUAUAGGAUUAGACUUGAUCAUUUAUUAUAGGAUUAGACCGGAUCAUACAUAAUAUCAUAUCAUAUCAUAAAUAAUUUAACUGCUUUUUUUUGUUUUAUGUUUGAUAUGCACAAAUGAUGAACAGUGAUAACAAUGAUAAAACAGCGCUGCCUAAAAUGUUACCAUGUGCCAAAUUCAUUUGUCCUAUAAAAAAAAAGACAGUCUAUUUGACAAUGUGAAAUCUGAUACCAAAAAUAGUUUUGUUGUUCCUCUUUUGGCUGUGCCCUGUUAGGGGUUGCCACAGCAGAUCACACAGCAGGUCCACAUAUUUGAUUUGACACAGUUUUUUACGCCGGAUGCCCUUCCUGACGCAACCCUCCCCAAUUUUUAUCCGGGCUGGGGACUGGCACUGAGAGGGCACUGUAGUACACGGGUUGGUUCCCUGGCUGGGAAUCGAACCUGAGCCACAGCCAUGAGAGUACUGUGGCCCAACCACUAGUCCUCCAGGGAUCCUGCUUCCAAAAAUAGUAAAAAGUUUUAUUUGGUAUCAUGAUUUGUAGUCCAGGUCUCAACUGCUUUCCUAAGCAAUUGGUAAAAUGUUUUGGCACAUGAAGUCUGAAGCUAUCACUUAUAAACCUGCCUAUUCUAUCACUAUCAUUCUGUCACUUAUACCAUUGUGUUAAUUAAAUGUAAGGAGAAUUUACAUUA